AUGGCUUCCCACCAAACUGGAGGAAACAAAGGAAAAUUGGCGGUGGUCGAGGAGGAGAACGACGAGGAACUUCCGGCCACCUCUCUGGCGGUGGUGGCGGUUUCCAGCGGCGCCCUCGUGAUAUUUCAAAACAAUCAUCCAGAUCUUUGGUAUCGUUAUAGCUCCUCAAAAGGUGUUGGUGAAGGCCACCGCUACAAUUUUGAAAUGGAUGAUGUUGCUGGGGAAGGGAAGACCUCGUCCGGUUCUUGUACAGGGAAAUUCAAUAACCGAAAGGUUGAUCCAUCAUGUUCUGGAACAGAUGAGGGUUUUAAAUUUUGCAAAAACCGGGCAUUUGGUGCAGGAGCCGAACAUGAGCCAGGAGUGAAUUGGGAAAGCCCAUUUUCGUAUACUUUUCCUUCCUCCGAGAAGUCGCAUAACGAAUUCGAUCAAUCAAAAAGUGCUUCUGACGAUGUGGAAGCUUCUGAAGUUGAACCAUGUUACUCAAAAUCCAAAUCACGUGCACAUGAAGACUCCUCUUGUGGCAAAUCUAGUCAAGCAGAGGAUGAAGCCACCUCUUAUGUGAGUAAAAGGUCAUUUGAAACUAAGGGCAAUCUCCGUGAACCUUUUUCAGGUCAUUGCAGUAAGAAUUUCCCAGACUUCACCACGGAUAAUACCAAUAGCAGAGAGAAUUUAAAAUCCAGGAAGCUGCAUGAAACUGGGGAGUCUAAUGAGAUGGAUAAUUUAAUGCCUAAAAGAUGUGAAUUAAAGAGGUCUACGCUAUCUUCUAAGCAAACGGAUCACAGUUCAUCUCUUUUAUCCGGUGAUUUGGGAACAGAAUUCCACAAUAUCGACAGUCAACAGACCCCCGACAAGUCAUCAUUCAGAAAUUGUAUUAAUGAAGCUAAUGUACAAGACGAUAAUGCAGCAUCAAACGUUGAACUGGAGAAGGACAGCCGAAGUGGAGAAACUCUGCCUUCUGGUGGGUCAUGCAUACUCUUUGUUCGGGAAAAACAAAAGGAAACAGAUGAAUAUAAAAGAAUAAUGGAGGCAGAAUGGGCUUUCCGCAAACAAGCUCUUGAAGUUCAGGCUGAAGAAGCUAAACGUCUGAAGCGGUUGCAAAAGAGAAGAGUAAAUGAGAGCAAGCGGUUGCUGGAUGUGGAGAGAAGAACGAAAAAACGGGUAGAGGAAGUUCGGAAUAGUGAGAGGAAGGAUAAGGAAAAUAUGAACUUGAAGGAGAGAAUACGUGAAGAAGUUAGGACAGAGCUCAAGAAACUGGAAGGCCAUAAUCUGGCUUCACUGUUGCACUCGUUGGGGAUUCAUGUGGGUGGGUGGCCAAAUCCUGCGCCACAAGAGGUGCAAACUGCUUGUAAACGAGCGUUGGUGACUUUUCACCCUGAUCGAGCCUCACAAUCUGAUAUCCGUCAGCAAGUUGAAGCCGAGGAGAAAUUUAAGCUCAUUAGCGAGCUCAAGGAGAAAUUUUCGCUUUCUUUAUGA
This is a messenger RNA of Striga hermonthica, 1473 nucleotides long. NCBI's taxonomy places the organism in Eukaryota, Viridiplantae, Streptophyta, Magnoliopsida, Lamiales, Orobanchaceae. The record is from the annotation of a GenBank genome assembly.